Priapulus caudatus is the source of this 1343-nucleotide messenger RNA. RefSeq names its product hydroxyacid oxidase 2-like. The coding region runs from base 148 to 1260 and encodes 370 amino acids. Gene Ontology annotation, molecular function: FMN binding; oxidoreductase activity. The transcript has 7 exons. The record is from RefSeq and is a predicted model, not a curated record. NCBI's taxonomy places the organism in Eukaryota, Metazoa, Priapulida, Priapulimorpha, Priapulimorphida, Priapulidae.
UGACCGGCUGAGAAAUUUACCGGGACACCGGCAUUUACGGGUUGUCUUGUGAGGCUAAGGGCUACGUGCGUUUACUGGAUAGGGUAGGGCUGCUCUUGUAGAGCAAUAGGAGCCAAUAUCCUUACUAGAAGUAAACGUUCAUCAGUCAUGGCAUUGGCAAGAAAGCCAGUCUGUAUAAACGACUUUGAGGUCUUUGCAAAAGAGAAGCUUACCAAGUCCCAAUAUGAGUAUCUUCGGGGUGGCACGGAAGACGAAGUAUCAUUGAAUGAGAACAUAAAUGCAUUCAGAAGGUUAUGUAUUCGACCGCGCUACCUGCGAGAUGUCUCCAACAUUGAACUAGCCACCACGCUCCUCGGUGCUCCAGUGAGCUGUCCGAUAGGACUAGCACCCUCUGCACACCACUGCCUCGUAGAUCCGGCAGAUGGUGAGAUUGGUGCAGCGAGGGCGGCAUGUACGGCUGGCAUGUGCUUUACUCAGAGUAGCUUCUCCAAUAAGAGCGUACUUGAGGUGGCAGCAGCUGUUCCGACCGGCCUGAAGUGGUUUCAGCUGUACGUGAUGCGUGAUGAGCAGGUGACAAUGGGCCUUAUUCGGCUAGCAGAAUCGGCCGGAUUUAAAGCACUCGUGGUCACAUGCGAUGUCCCCGUUCUAAGUAGACGUCGCACUGAUGUUAUAUGGCCCCUUGUGCUGCCCAGCCACCUAUGCUGUGGAAAUUUCGACGCGAUCCAAUCUGCAUCAAGUUCCACCUCGCGUGAGGCCGAUACGUCACGCUUCUUCAGCAACGUGCUCAUUCACCCAGCGCUGACGUGGACAAUGCUCGAACGCCUCGCCGCCUCCACCAAGCUGCCGAUCGUGCUCAAGGGCGUGAUGUCGGCUGACGACGCACGCCUCGCCGUGAAGCAUGGGGUGUCUGCCGUGUGGGUGUCAAAUCAUGGAGCCCGACAUUUCGACAGCCUCUGUCCAACCAUCGAUGUUCUCCCAGAGAUAGUUGCUGCCAUUGGCCACCAGGUGGAGGUGUACGUCGACUCUGGGUUCCGCACAGGCACGGACAUCCUCAAGGGGCUGGCGCUGGGUGCGCGGGCCGUAUUCAUUGGCCGGCCCGUGCAGUGGGGCCUCGCGUACGGAGGCUCGAGCGGGCUCACGGAGCUGCUUGACUUGCUGCGAGUCGAGCUUGAGUUGGCAAUGGGUCUCAGCGGAUGCGCGUCGGCACGCGACUUCGAGCCGGGCCUUGUGUUCAGACGCAGCUGCUGCUCUCGCCUAUGAUGUGCGGCUUGUCAACAGCACUGCCCCCUGUGGUGGAGCAGUGCUGCCAUCUGUGGUGGAGCAGUGCUGCCAUCUGUGGUGGA